AUGGUCAGGUUCGAUUUCCCCGACAUCAUUAACGAAAUAGUCGAUUCUCUGAAGUACGAUGUGCAUACUCUGUAUGAUCUGUCCCUUGUUAAUCGGAGCUGGUGCACACUAGUGAUUCCCAGGCUAUGGGCAAAUCCGUUCAGCUAUACAUCUAACGCAGGCGGCCGGUCUGCUGAAGCACUUGUUAAAGUCUAUCUUAGCUGUCUACCUUCAUAUCAGAAAAGGAGUAUCAGCAAGUUAAUUGAUAUUCCCGAACGUAAAGUGUCAAUCUUCAACUAUCCAUCUUAUCUGAAGAUUCUUCCGCUCGAUUCCAUUACCGAUACUCUGUCAUAUGUGAAGAACCCAGGAUCCGACAUGAAGAGAAUAUACGUCGCACUGUUGAAGCUCAUUCUUCAAACAAGUUUUGGACUAAAAGAGGCAAGGUUGUUUGAAGAGAUACCAGCUGAGGUUAUACGAUAUACAGACUUACCUAAUAGUAUCAGAUCAAUCAGUAUUUCAACUAGAAUACCGAGCGCCAAAGCAUUAGUAUUUAUUUCAAGGCAGGUUCACUUGGAAGAACUUUUGAUAACAUCCACAACAAUUACAAAGAUUGAAUGUAUGACUGAUGAUAUACUGAAACAUAAGAAUACUCUGAAAACAUUAUCAAUAUGCUUGGCAAUCUUGCCUACCGAAAAUUAUCAUAUAAUCUUUAGCAUAGCCAGUCAGAUGAGAAGAUUAGAGAAACUUAUGAUUAGAGCGUUCUUUGGGAUCACUGACUGGCAAAUGAAACAGCUUUCGGAGGGUCUAAAGGAAUCUAUGAUUUAUAAAAGUCACACUGAGUUAUCGAUGACAUUUAUUGCUCGAGGAAAUUGA
Messenger RNA from Paraglomus brasilianum, 852 nucleotides. NCBI's taxonomy places the organism in Eukaryota, Fungi, Glomeromycota, Glomeromycetes, Paraglomerales, Paraglomeraceae. The record is from the annotation of a GenBank genome assembly.